AUGGAAAAGAAACCCAAAGCAAACGGGAUUCCGCCGGGACAAUCCAACGAUUUACUUUCCCGUCCCGCGCAUGCUUUGACUUAUCACCAAGUGAUCAAGGAAACCAAUGCGAACACCCAGGAUGGACUCACGUCUCAAGAAGCCACCGAACGUUUGGGACAAUACGGUCCCAACCAAUUAGAUGACGGUCCGGGUGUCCAACCCAUCAAGAUUCUGAUCGGACAAGUCGCGAACGCAAUGACUCUAGUCCUCAUUCUUGCUAUGGCCGUCAGUCUUGGUAUAGAAUCAUGGAUCGAAGGUGGCGUAGUCGCCGCCGUUAUCAUCCUCAACAUCGUCGUUGGGUUCAUGCAAGAGUUUCAAGCAGAGAAGACUAUGGAUUCUCUCAGAUCACUUAGCUCCCCAACUGCUAGCACCGUUCGUGACGGGAAGAUCCUUACCGUCCCUACUGCUGAAGUCGUACCCGGAGACAUGGUUGAAUUGAAAACUGGCGAUACUAUCCCUGCCGAUGUCCGUCUAAUCGAAUCCGUAAAUUUUGAAACCGAUGAAGCUCUUCUCACUGGUGAAUCUCUCCCCGUCCGUAAGGACGCCGAAGCCACUUUCCCAGAUGACACCGGCCCAGGAGACCGUCUAAACGUCGCCUACAGCUCCUCAACGGUCACAAAGGGUCGCGCCCGCGGAAUCGUCUUUGCAACAGGAAUGUCUACUGAAAUCGGCUCCAUCGCCGCCGCUCUUCGAAAACGCGAAUCUCGCGUUCGUCCUGUUAAGCGUAAGCCCGAUGGAACCGCAAAGCCACAUAGAUACGCACAAGCAUGGACACUCACUGUAUCUGAUGCCAUCGGAAGGUUUUUGGGAGUCAACGUUGGAACGCCUCUACAAAAGAAACUGUCAAAACUAGCAAUCUUGCUAUUCGGAAUUGCGAUUGUCUGUGCGCUUAUCGUGUUCGGAGCGAAUAAGUUUAGAUCGGAUAGGGAGGUUAUUAUAUACGCAGUUGCUACGGGAUUGUCUAUGAUUCCGGCUUCUCUUAUUGUGGUAUUAACUAUUACUAUGGCCGCUGGGACGAAGAGAAUGGUGGAGAGAAAUGUGAUCGUUCGCAAUUUGAAAUCUCUUGAGGCGCUUGGAGCCGUCACUGAUAUCUGCUCGGACAAAACCGGUACCUUGACGCAAGGCAAGAUGGUCGCCAAAAAGGCCUGGAUUCCCUCUAAAGGAACCUAUUCUGUCAACGUUUCAUCAGAACCCUUUAACCCAGAAGCCGGAAACGUAACCUUCGAUGCCGGAGAACCUCGUAAUAAAAACGCAAUCUCCAAAGAAAACCUUGAAACCAAAUCCCUCCUCUCCAAACCUGAAAAUGCAUCACUAGAAAGCUUCUUAAACGUAGCCUCACUCGCAAAUCUAGCGAUAGUCCAAAAGAGCGGUACCGGCGAAUGGAGCGCCCGAGGAGAUCCAACCGAAAUCGCAAUCCAAGUCUUCGCCUCAAGAUUCGACCAUAACCGUCUAAAACUCACAACGGGGGAUACACCGACAUGGAAGCAACUUGCAGAAUUCCCAUUCGACUCCGACGUAAAAAAGAUGUCCGUAAUCUUCCACAAUAGCGUACAAAACAAAAACUUCGUCUUCACAAAGGGUGCCGUCGAAAGAAUCAUCGACUCCUGUUCGACUAUAACUCUACAAGAUGGCCGCGACCCAACCGAACUCUCAGAACUGAUCAAAAAUGAUAUCCUCGCAAACAUGGAAUCUCUCGCAGCACUAGGACUUCGAGUACUAGCCCUGGCCUCCAAAGAAUACACCCACGAGAUCUCAAAAACCGACGCCGAAAUCGACCGUUCAACAGUCGAAUGUAACCUCCACUUCUGCGGUUUAAUCGGUUUAUACGACCCACCUCGUCCAGAAUCAGCCUCAUCAGUCCGCCAAUGUCACAGAGCAGGUAUAAACGUCCACAUGCUUACUGGGGAUCAUCCCGAAACCGCCAAAGCCAUCGCAGCAGAAGUAGGAAUCAUACCCGCCAGAAUGCAACAAUUUAGUAAAGAUGUCGCGGAUUCUAUGGUCAUGACAGCCAGUACUUUUGAUAAACUCACGGAUGAGGAGAUCGACCAACUCCCAGUACUCCCUCUUGUCAUCGCUCGUUGCGCGCCAGAUACAAAAGUUAGAAUGAUCGAGGCUCUACACCGACGUAAGAAGUUUGUAGCAAUGACCGGCGACGGCGUCAACGACUCCCCCUCCCUCAAACGCGCAGACGUCGGCAUAGCAAUGGGACAAACCGGUUCCGACGUCGCAAAGGAUGCCUCAGACAUCGUCCUAACAGACGAUAACUUCGCCUCAAUCCUCAACGCCGUAGAAGAAGGUCGUCGCAUGUUCGACAACAUCCAAAAGUUCAUUCUCCACCUUCUAGCCGAAAACAUCGCACAAGCCUGUACCCUCCUUAUCGGUCUAGCAUUCAAAGACAGAACUGGAAUUUCAGUAUUCCCGCUUGCACCUGUUGAAAUCAUGUGGGUUAUUAUGAUUACCAGUGGAAUGCCAGAUAUGGGAUUGGGAUUUGAAGUCGCUACACCGGAUAUUCUUAAACGUCCACCACAAAGUCUAAAGGAUGGAGUGUUUACAUGGGAAGUUCUGCUAGACAUGGUAGUAUACGGUCUCUGGGUCGCAACGUUAUGCCUUUCCUCCUUCGUCCUCGUUCUAUAUGGUUUCGGAAACGGGGAUUUGGGCGAUAAUUGCAAUAACCAAUAUUCCGAACAAUGUGACACUGUAUUCCGCGCCAGAGCUACUUGCUUCGCAUGCCUAACCUGGUUCGCAUUAUUUCUAGCCUGGGAGAUGGUCGAUAUGCGAAGAAGUUUCUUUAGAAUGCAACCGGGCUCGACGAGGUAUUUCACACAAUGGGCCAUCGACGUCUGGAGGAACAAAUUCCUAUUCUGGGCGAUCAUCGCCGGAUUCGUUACCAUCUUCCCAACACUCUAUAUCCCAGUUAUCAACCACAAAGUCUUCAAACAUGAGGGGAUAACAUGGGAAUGGGGUAUCGUUAUGGUCGCCGCCGUUUUGUUCUUCUUGGGCAUCGAAUCCUGGAAAUGGGCGAAGAGGGUAUACUUCAGACGUACCGCGAAGAAGAAGGGUGUUACUAGGGGAGAUACUUUGGAGGAUCUUGAAAAUAGGGUCUUUGGAUCGUAUCUUAGUAGCCGAGCGGUCACUGAAGAAUGCAAAGUGUAUGACGACAAGGUAUCUAGCACUGAAGCUGAAUGA
Orbilia oligospora ATCC 24927 is the source of this 3228-nucleotide messenger RNA. RefSeq lists its product as uncharacterized. NCBI's taxonomy places the organism in Eukaryota, Fungi, Ascomycota, Orbiliomycetes, Orbiliales, Orbiliaceae. Gene Ontology annotation, biological process: calcium ion transmembrane transport; intracellular calcium ion homeostasis. The record is from RefSeq and is a predicted model, not a curated record. Gene Ontology annotation, molecular function: P-type calcium transporter activity; ATP binding; ATP hydrolysis activity. Bases 1 to 3228 code for a protein of 1075 amino acids. The transcript has 5 exons. Gene Ontology annotation, cellular component: plasma membrane.